CGUUGUUGCAUUAAAAUGUUUUGGGGAAUUAGUCCAGCACUUGAUCUACAAGAAGAAUAUCUUAAGCAUGGAGAUGGAAAUGCAUACGAACUCAACUUUUUAGUCAUCGGUGGAUGUGACGGGAGACAUCUUAUGAAAACUUUGGCGCAAGCCUACAGACAUACGAGGCGCUACAUGAAUCUCUUCGUCAUAGAUGGCUGCCCAGAACUAAUUGCGAGGCAACUUCUUCUCAUCUCCUUGGGUCUAGAGAGGACAACCAGAUGCGGUCUUUUAGAAAAGACGAGACGAUUCCUCGAAGUCUACGGGAAUAUCCUGCUAAGACCACCGACAUCGAGGUAUGUCAUCGCAAAGGCUCGCCAACUUGUAUCAAUGAUUACAAACCCAGAAUAUAUGAAUGGUCUUCUACCGUACAUUUCUGUGGAACAAAUGAAAUAUCGCGAGAAAGAUUACAUGGAAAACCUUUUGAAUUUCUGGACAACAGGUAAUACAAACCAAUUUAAUGCCUGCGAACUUUGGGAACAUCGUGUUAGGCAUAAUCUAGGACUGCGAUAUGACAACAGAGCCGGUGUAUAUGAUUGGGAUUAUCACAUGCGCAUUAAAGAAAUAGCUUCUCAAAUAUGCGUUCAAGAAUAUAAACAUUUUAGAGAGCACGGUAUUUCCUUUACAUGGCUGGAGACGGAAGUAUGUCGACCAAAUGUAUCCCUAGCUGCUGGUGUUUAUAAGUGCGGUGAUCGUUAUUUGCAUAGAGGUUAUUUAGGAGAUAUGGUAACGUCUCCAUAUAUCAGUUAUGGAUUAGAUUGCGAAGACAAGGAUAUGUUAAAAUCAUCUCACGGAGUAAAUUAUAAAAGAGCAACAGAUAUAUCUGAACGCAACGUGAUGAGAAUGCUUUAUGAAUUGGAGUAUAAACAAAAAUUUGAUGCAACAGCAAUGAAUAUAGACAUGCAACAAAAUUUAGGAAUGGUUGUGAUGAGUGAACUAGAUGCAAAGAUUUCCGAGAGUAGACCAGAAGCACCAUUACUUCUUCGGGAAGAUCGUGAUACUUACAUAGAUAUAGAUUAUGGGAAAAUACAUUUCCUUUCUCUGUCAGCGUUGGAUCACUAUCCGCACAAACCUCAAUUCCAGGGUUUAUUUCACGGUGUAUUUGUAGGUAAUAACAUUCUGCCUCGAAUAAAACCGAGCAUUUGGUCAAUGGCUCGAGACGAUGCCAUUGUUAUAAUGGAGAGUCGUAAAUAUAUGGUCGAUUUAAAAAGAGACGAUGUCAAAGCUUUUGGCGAUCAGAUCCAACAAGCAGCUAUUGCAGCACAAUGUGAAAAAAUAACUUCGUUCGAUCCACAAAAAGAUGAUUAUGCCAGAUUUUUAAUUCGAAGAACAAGUGAUAGUGUUGAUAUAUCUGUUUAAAUUGUAUUUUUUAUUCAUUUCAGUCAGUCUUCUCAGGUUAGUAAAAUAUUAGAUGAAUCUGAUGCGGAUUAAUGUUUUCAUAACUAUACAGUACGUUUUAGUAUAAAAAAAAAUAGUGAGAAAUUUAUUCAGUAGUGUACAAUAACUGACAGUAUUAAUGAUAACUGUAAACAAAUAAAACGGUUUUAUAAAAAAUUAAAAAUUAUGUAUAACUCUUGAUGUUCCGGUGUAACUAUCUGAUCUGUGCCUAUAUAUAUUCAACAGUGAAGAGCUUUGGGGAUCAUACUUAGUAUUAGAGAGUGAUAGAUAUAAUAAAACGACCCAUAAAAUUUGUGUUCAUCUAUUUUUUCAUUAAUAAUAUGUUACAUUCAUUUAGUAAAUCAUAUAGCAAAUAUAUUUACAAGGACAAAAUCAAACUGAAAAUUACGUCUUAACGUCUUUUUCGUUUAAAAUUCGUAUUUUUAUAUUACAUAAUAUCACUUAAUUAUAACAUUUCUAUAUACGUAGUUCGGUGGUGUUGGUUACUUGACGUGAAUGUUCUUAAGUUUAUUUCGAGGAAAACAUUUUUGAGCAAGACAUGUUUUCCUCAAACUGUUAGAAAUGAUGUUAUUUUUUUAAUGAUCGUAUUCAAUAAAUAGACCUAUCUAAGUAAUUUUUUAUUUCACCUUUCAUUUCUUUCAUCUUUUCUUUCUUUUCUUCAUUCUUUCAUGUUGUAACAUAAAGGUUUAAAAAACUAUUACUCAUGAUUAAAAUCUAAGAUCAGUAAAGAAAAAGUUUGAAUUAUCUAAUAAAUUAAUAACAACCCAUAUGACCACAUCAUUGUCUGGUCUUUAAGACAUCCAGUCAGCGAAUAUCUUACAGCACAACCCAGAACACCCUGACCCGAGUAACUUUAGAAUUAACUUUAGAAGAAUUAGAAGAUUUUUUGCUUAAAGUAACCGAAAUAAAAACUCUGUAUAUCAAUUGCAAUAUCUUUUCCACUAGACCGCAGAGGUUAGCGUACCGAAACCACACUCUGAUCUUAGACACGAACGAAUUGAAAUCAAAUCAAAUUAGGAUCGAUUAGAUAAAUAUUUAACAUUAUUUUGCAAAACAAGAUGUCUUGCAUUACAAGAAGGCUUGUUUGUUAUUACAAAUACAAAAAGGUCACAAGAUUACUUAUAAAGCCAAGCCGAGCCGGAAGCUAUUCACAGAGAUUCAAUAAAUUGAAAGAAAAUUUGUAUAUGAAGUAAAUUGAAAAUUUAAAAAUAUAUUUAGCUUGGCCUGAAUGCAUGUACAGGUGGAUACGAAAGGUACAAGGGUAUACUAUGGUUUCUUGAGGAUCGGCAACGUGCUCGUGACACCCGUGUUUCAGAGAUUCAUAGGCUAUGGUAACCGUUUACAGUCAGAUGAUAUAAAAAACAUGCAGUUUCAUGAACAUUAUAAUUGAGCUUGCACUUAUCUGGCUUCUACUCUUUAUAAUGAACCCUGAUAGCGCACAAACUACUAUGUUACAUUUGAAUCAAACUCAUCAAUUAAUACGUUUGAUUCGAAUACCAUUUCAAUCCUUUUGAAUUGUUUUCAAUUCAAACUGUCUUGUUAUUUUUACCAACUUUACGAUACCUUCUAUCUGGAGAAGAUCUAAUCACAUUCACUACUUUGAUUUGUUUUUAAUUCAAACUCGUGCAAUCUUUUAUGAUAUUUUUACCACCUUUAUGAUACAUUCUAUCUCGAGAAGAUCUAAUCACAUUCAUGACUUAAGAACAUUCGAGCCAAGGGGUCUAAAGCACCACCGUGAGCAAUGGCGGAGUACGGCGCCGUUCGCAAUUGACGUGUUAGGCCUAUGCGUACAAACUGAUCUCUGCUAUCGCGCACACAAAUAAAUCUAUCGAUUUAAAUACUUCUUUUAAUUUAAAAUAAAAAAGUAUUUAAACAUUUUUAACUAUGGCAGUGUUCAAUUCUACACAGAAACAGCGCUGCAGCAGUAAUUGUAUAGGUACCGAUAUGGCAUAAUGCUGCAAAUUGGCGAUGUUACCAAUUAGUAUCAUAGUCUCUAGGUAUUACGAUAAGUAGAGCCGAUUAGUAAGGCCCCUAACAUUUAGCACAUCAAGAGCAAAACUGGUGGGUAAGUUAAGAUUUCAUACAAAGAUAGGCCUGACCAAUCGACCCUGCCGAACGUAGUAAUAAUCGUUAGAUAAACAUAGAUAUUGUCAUAAACAUUUCCAGAAAUUUUCUGUCCAAAACAAAAGCGUCAUUAAUUAAGCAUAAGAAUUUGUCACCGAAAAUUUCUGAUCAUGUUAUGCGGCCGACUUAAUGCCAGCUCGACUUGCACGACGAAACUCCGCGCGAUUUCGUAAAUCUGAGCAUAGUAUGUUAUGAUUUUCGCAAUGUUAUUUUUCUACAGUGCUUAAAGAUAAUCAUUACAAGAUACGGAAUAUCUUAGUUCUUAGUAAUAGUACCCAACCUAUCUAAAUUAUCAUGGGCUUACAAUGUAUUUUGUGAUCUUGUAGACAACACGUACCACUUUACACGAAGUGGUCCAUCAUUAUCAUUGUCUUGUUUUAUAUUCCGGUUACAUAAAAAUAAAGGUAUAUACAUCGUACUAUAAAUUUCACACAUAAUGUAUUCUAAAUGCAUAGUAACUUUGAGCGUGCAAAAUAUUUAAACUUCCUAACUGACUAUUAAAUAAUAUCGUUUGUUUAAUUUUAAUAUAUAUUAUUACUUAUUUAACCGUUGAACUGUUUUCUUAUUAUUUUGAUUGAUUUUAUUAAUUUUUCUUCAUACUUUAAACUGAAUAAGAUACGGGGCAGAGAACACGAUGUCUUGUGUAUAUAUUAUGUUAUACUAUACUAAGUUUAGAAUGAAUUAGUAACUUCUUUAUACAAUUGUAGGUACAUAUGUAGCGCAACAAAUAAAACAAUUUAAUAUAUUUAACGGUUAUUACUCUGCACCGAUUUUUAUAUAAUCUAAAUAGAUAUAUACAAGUGAAAGUUUAUUUUAUGAAAAAAUAAGAAACAGAUAGAGAUAUACUUUUGUAUUUAUAAUAAUAAUAUGAAUUUAAUUUACAGUUUUUAUAUUCUGAAAAUUAUGAUUGUUUUUAUAUAUUUAUUACGGUAUUAUAAGCAAUAUUAUAUUACUACAGUUCCUCGAUUAGAUUAAAUACAGUAUCAAUUGAGAAAUAGGUAAGCGAUUGAAAUGAAUAUCAUACAUAUUUAUUGGUCAAUAGGUCCAUAUAAUCGUGAAAUUUGUCGCUUUGCGAAUUUCCGAACAAUGUCCUAUUUACAUCCUUUUCCAGAUUGAUGAUAAAUAUAUACCUUUAUUACUAACAAAUAUAACAAUUUAGAAU
Messenger RNA from Achroia grisella, 4723 nucleotides. RefSeq names its product dynein axonemal assembly factor 3 (gene Dnaaf3). The record is from RefSeq and is a predicted model, not a curated record. Lineage: Eukaryota; Metazoa; Arthropoda; Insecta; Lepidoptera; Pyralidae. The coding region runs from base 16 to 1398 and encodes 460 amino acids. The transcript has a single exon. Gene Ontology annotation, biological process: motile cilium assembly; axonemal dynein complex assembly.